AUAUCGAUAUAUAUAUCUAAUAUCUCCACCUCUCUCUUUGAUUAUAUAUUGUUGUUGUUCUAAACUUGCUAGCUAGGGUUUCUGAUCAAUGAGGAAGCCUUGUUAUGAGAAGAAUGAGAUAAACAAAGGAGCAUGGUCUAAGCAAGAAGAUCAGAAACUCGUUGACUACAUCCAGAAACAUGGCGAAGGUUGUUGGAAUGCUCUUCCUAAGGCUGCAGGGUUGAGUCGGUGUGGUAAAAGUUGUCGACUGAGGUGGAUAAACUAUCUAAGGCCAGAUCUUAAACGCGAAAGUAUUCGAGAAGAUGAAGAGGACCUCAUCAUCAGGCUUCAUGCGCUCCUUGGGAAUAGGUGGUCACUGAUAGCCGGAAGACUGCCGGGAAGGACGGACAAUGAGGUGAAGAAUUACUGGAACACUCAUAUAAGGAAAAAGUUAUUAAAGAUGGGAAGAACUCUUGAUCCCAAAAAACCCCAUCACCACAAUGAUCCUCACUUGAGAAGAGGCACUACUGCUAGUGUGCCACUACUGCAGCCUUGUACCAGUACACCAAUAUCAUUUGCGUUGCCGUCGGAUUCCAUGAGUACUGGUGCUGAAAUUCACAGCAACAAAAGCGGGUUGCCCGACCUGAAUCUCGACCUCUCACUCUAAUUGUUUGUGGAAGGGAGGCAGAAAAGUACAUGAUAUAUCUAGACUUGAACAAAAAAGUAUCAUAUAACUAUAGUGUCUAGUUUAAGUAUAUACACCCCACCAUCUCCAGGGCUUCUUUUAGACAAUGGUGCUUGGGUACGUGGGUUUGGCUUUAAAUAUGACUAGUCUGGUCGACUAGUAUAAAGGUGUGUACGUAAUUAAUUUGGACAUAGCUAGUUAUCACUGUGUGUACAAUUGGAAAUUUGGCAAAAGAAAAGAAAUAAAAGUAAUUUGGCA
Molecule: messenger RNA, 922 nt
Organism: Pyrus x bretschneideri (Chinese white pear)
Lineage: Eukaryota; Viridiplantae; Streptophyta; Magnoliopsida; Rosales; Rosaceae
Product: MYB-like transcription factor 4
Exons: 3
Coding region: 89-646 (185 amino acids)
Source: RefSeq, a predicted model, not a curated record